AUGGGGAGGUCGGGGUUGAUGGCGACUGCGUCCGGUGCUUUGGAAAUGCAAAGCCAGCAAAAACAGCAGUGCUUUUGCUGCUUCGAUAGAAAAACCAGCAUUAGACCAAAGAAGAGGACUAGCUUGGUAUGUGCUGCUGCAAAGGGCCCGAUUGGGGAUGUUUGGAAAGAAGUAGUAGACCCAGCAUCAGGCAAGGUAUAUUAUUGGAACACGGCAACUAACCAGACUUCGUGGUCGCCACCAGAUGGCGGGGAAGCAUCGAACAAGACUGAUGUUAGCAGUAGCUCACCAACGUCCAGCGUUCUCUCCGAUGCUGCACUUUUAGAGAAGCUCAUUACAGCGGACGUGACAAGGUUUGGAGCCGAAUGUGAACCACACCGAACUCGGCUAUUCGAGGAUGAGGAUUUCGGCAACUAUUUGAACACUUUGAUUCAAGACACUGAAGACUCUGGCUACAGGGAAAAGCUUGAGAAACUUCGUGCACGCUUAGCGAACCCGCUUUUGAAGAACCCGCAACCAUUUGACGACAAUACAUUAGAGGUCAAUUUCUGAAGCUUGUACGGUAGUUUGAACACUGUGCUGCUCAGGUUGUCAGAUCAGUUAGGGAGCGAAUUCAGAACGCUUCGAUAGGAUCCAAACCAUGCUAGGUCGCACAGUCGGACCUGCUGUAAUCGAGUCUCCUGUAUCAGGGAGCAUCUGAUCAUCUCUUGUACAUAGCCAAGGACGGGUUGCUCGAUUUAGGAUGGAUGAUACUUGUGCUCAUGACCAUCUAUGAAGGUGUGCGCCCGAAAAGCUGCCACAACAUGUUGAGGCACG
Klebsormidium nitens is the source of this 816-nucleotide messenger RNA. Lineage: Eukaryota; Viridiplantae; Streptophyta; Klebsormidiophyceae; Klebsormidiales; Klebsormidiaceae. The record is from the annotation of a GenBank genome assembly.